This is a messenger RNA of Penicillium canariense, 513 nucleotides long. RefSeq lists its product as uncharacterized. The record is from RefSeq and is a predicted model, not a curated record. Bases 1 to 513 code for a protein of 170 amino acids. NCBI's taxonomy places the organism in Eukaryota, Fungi, Ascomycota, Eurotiomycetes, Eurotiales, Aspergillaceae. The transcript is spliced from 2 exons.
AUGGAUAUCCCAAUCGACCCCGCCCUCGCGGAGCAGUCAAAAGAGCUUGGAGCGACGUCCACUGCACCAGUGAUCGGGGAUGACGCGACGCGCGCUUUCGACGAAGCCACUCCACCGCCUCCCUCGAGCGAAAAUUGCGAUCCGAUCGAAGACCCAUUCCAGCCCGCCUUAGAAGUUCUACAACGGCUGGAGCGGGAUGACCCCAAGCUGGCCGCCCAAGGCGCACGUCUGUUGAGCAUUUACGGACGCAUCUGGGAGUCGUGUCAGGCCAAGCGCGUCGAUGUUCAGCGACUCGAAACCGCGAAUCAAGAGCUACGAAGCAGUAAUACUCAGCUCUGUCAGGAAGGCCACCGCCUGAGGCUACAGCAAGAUGACCAGCUCGCCCGGCUGUACGCAUUCGACCAAUCGCUGGACAGCUCUCGGCGCAGACUUCUUGACAUCCUCUCAGAGUGGAACAGUCGCCCGGUGAGCCGUAUAGCUAACCCGCCAGAAGCACUUGAAGAACUUCCGUGA